AUGGCCCCGCGCGCGGGACAGCGGGGGCCCUGGAGCCCGCUGCCGGGGCUGCUGCUCCUGGCGGCGCUGAGCAGGCCCGCCGCGCCCUGCCCCUUCCAGUGCUACUGCUUCGGCAGCCCCCAGCUGCUGCUGCGCUGCGCGUCGGGCGCGGAGCUCCGGCAGCCGCCGCGGGACGUGCCGCCCGACGCGCGCAACCUCACCAUCGUGGGCGCCAACCUGACCGUGCUGCGCGCGGCCGCCUUCGCGGGAGGGGACGAGGAGGCGCCCGACGGCGUGCGCCUGCCCUUCCUCACCGCGCUGCGCCUCACGCACAACAACAUCGAGGUGGUGGAGGACGGAGCCUUCGACGGCCUGCCCAGCCUGGCGGCGCUCGACCUGAGCCACAACCCGCUGCGCGCGCUGGGCUCCCGCGCCUUUCGCGGGCUGCCCGCGCUGCGCUCGCUGCAGCUCAAUCACGCGAUGGCCCGGGGAGGCCCCGCGAUGCUGGAUGCCCUGGACGCCGCGCUCGCCCCGCUGGCGGAGCUGCGCCUGUUGGGCUUGGCGGGCAAUUCGCUGAGCCGCCUGCCUCCCGCCGCGCUGCGCCUGCCGCGCCUGGAACAGCUGGACGCGCGCGCCAACGCGCUGGCCGGCCUGGGCCCCGACGAGCUGCGCGCGCUCGAGCGCGAUGGCGACCCGCCCCUGCCGCGCCUGCUGCUGGCCGACAACCCGCUGGGCUGCGGCUGCGGCUCGCGCCCCCUGCUGGCCUGGCUGCGCAACGCCACCGAGCGCGUGCCCGACGCGCGCCGCCUGCGCUGCGCCGCCCCGCGGGUCCUGCUCGACCGGCCCCUGCUGGACCUGGAUGAGGCGCGGCUGGGCUGCGCCGACGACGACGCCAACGGGCGCGGGGAAGAAGCGGACGUCGCCAGCCCGGAGCUGGAAGCCUCUUACGUCUUCUUCGGGCUGGUGCUGGCUCUCAUCGGCCUCAUCUUCCUCAUGGUGCUCUACCUAAACCGCCGCGGCAUCCAGCGCUGGAUGCGCAACCUGCGCGAGGCCUGCAGGGACCAGAUGGAGGGCUACCACUACCGCUACGAGCAGGAUGCAGACCCGCGCCGCGCGCCCGCGCCGGCCGCCCCUGCCGGCUCCCGGGCCACUUCCCCGGGGUCGGGUCUCUGA
Molecule: messenger RNA, 1152 nt
Organism: Psammomys obesus (fat sand rat)
Lineage: Eukaryota; Metazoa; Chordata; Mammalia; Rodentia; Muridae
Gene: Tpbgl
Product: trophoblast glycoprotein like
Exons: 1
Coding region: 1-1152 (383 amino acids)
Biological process (GO): negative regulation of canonical Wnt signaling pathway
Cellular component (GO): plasma membrane
Molecular function (GO): protein binding
Source: RefSeq, a predicted model, not a curated record